AUGUCUAAGUCAACGACCCUCCGUCCCGAGGAUAUCUUUUCCGACGAUUCGAGCUUCUACGGUGGGCUACUGAAAGACAAUGAACGAGAUCCCCUCCAUGCUGACAGUGCCACAGGCUCCGAGGGGGAAAUAGAAGAGCUGACACGGGAGGCAGCUGAAUACAGUCCAGAGACUUAUUGGACGCACAUUCACCCACAUCUCCUAUCCACUAUCCAGGCUCGAAGACAAGAAGAGAAUAAAAAGCCACCGGCCGUGGCCGAGGAAAAGAAUAACGAAGCGGCACACUCUCCUAUGGACAUUGACACUGACACCGUUUACCUCCCACGCAACAUGUCUAGUGAGCAUGAGACCAGCGCCAAUUUUCUCAGCAGACUUCCCGCUUCGAGCACAAGGGAAGAGAACAUUGGCUCGUGGAUUUACGCGUACCCCGCCAAACGUGUCCGCGACAAUGAAGACCGAGCAGGGUUCAUGAAAAAGGGCCUGGAAGCCCUCCACGCAUACGUAGCUCAAGAAGCCAAAUUGCGCUACGAAAAUGACAAGAAGAAAGGAAGUGCUAUUGCGCUGAGCAGGAAGGUCAAGCCGCUGCAGCGUGAGCUAGAGAAAGAGCUCCUCGAACUAGCACGCGAGACCAACUGCAUCUCAGGCAAAUGGAUGAUGUUUAUCACACCGGACAGGGUCGAUUCUUAUUGGGCUGCUGUCGCGGGUGCCACCAUGAAAGGCCAGCUAGGGAUUGCUGCUAAGGUGGCCACGCAGUCGGAUAUGGAUGCUCAGGGCAAACCUAGACUGAUCGCAGUCUACACGAAGGACUAUGAGGAUAUUGCGGACAUAAAGAGGGUUCUGAGAAAGCUUGUUGAGUUGGAUCUUGUUAAGAGGGAAGAGAGACCGAUAUACUAUAAACGGGAUGCUUGGACGUACCUGGAAAUCAUGUCGGGAAACAAGUAUGGCCUGAAGGCGACUGCAUUUUCUAGCGCGGACGUUUUGGGAGGAAAGGUCUGA
Aspergillus mulundensis is the source of this 996-nucleotide messenger RNA. RefSeq names its product DUF1917 domain-containing protein. The transcript has a single exon. The record is from RefSeq and is a predicted model, not a curated record. The coding region runs from base 1 to 996 and encodes 331 amino acids. Lineage: Eukaryota; Fungi; Ascomycota; Eurotiomycetes; Eurotiales; Aspergillaceae.